Messenger RNA from Saprolegnia parasitica CBS 223.65, 5292 nucleotides. RefSeq lists its product as hypothetical. The coding region runs from base 1 to 5292 and encodes 1763 amino acids. Gene Ontology annotation, molecular function: protein binding; metal ion binding; ubiquitin-protein transferase activity. NCBI's taxonomy places the organism in Eukaryota, Oomycota, Saprolegniomycetes, Saprolegniales, Saprolegniaceae. Gene Ontology annotation, biological process: protein ubiquitination. The record is from RefSeq and is a predicted model, not a curated record. The transcript has 2 exons.
AUGGACGACGCUCUGCCCGAGACGUGGCAGGUGUCGCACAUGUAUUUCGACCCGGUGGUAUCGACCAUGUACAUGGCAGCCCGCGACGUGACGUUGCACGCAUCACCAGACGCUGCGAGCGACGUUGUGACGACGGUGCGUCAGCACGCAACGCUCAAGAUGCUGGCAUCGGACGGUCGCUGGGUGCACGUCGCCACGGAUGAUGCGGACGGCUGGACACUGGCGCGUGACGACGACACGUUUUACGUGCUGCCGGCAACGGCGCCGCUGGCACCGACCAAUACGUCGAUGCUCGACGCCGUCGCUGAGCCCUAUGUCAUUGGCCCCGUCACGGGGCUGCUCAAGCCGUCAGCGGACGACAGCGUUGGUGCGGACGAGCUCGAGGCGCAUUUUGCACGCAAGACGACGCCGGGCGACAAGACACUCGUGCCAUUGGCGCUCGGUCAUGUGCUGCACAACCUCUCGGCCCAGUAUGCGCGCAAGUGUCUCCAGGCGGUGUGCCUCGCCUCGUCCGAUGGCCUCUCAGCCCCCGUCUUUCUCGAGCUCUGCGACCUCUUUGUGUUUGAACGCGAUCCGGAGCGGCCGGACGCGAAAUUUGCGGCGCAGUUGCGGCAUCUCGCGGGCCAGAGUGAGUCGUUUCGGCGCGACGUCAUUGGCCGCAGUGUGCGCCAGCUGGACGCGGCAGUGGCGCAGCUCCCAAUGUCGACGGUGGUCAAUUACGUUCACAUCGAGAAGACGCCGCCGCUCGGCCAGCGCCGCGUCACGUUUCCCGGUGCGUCGCGCCUCCGCAUCGUGUUUCGCGAAGACGAUACGAACGUGACCAACCCCGAUGACGCGCUGCGCUUUUACCACCCGGACGGCACGCUGCUCGGGCAGUACACGGGUGCGAAAGACUCGGGCGUCUGGCCCGGGAUUGGCAGUGUUCCGCCGCUCGAGGUCGACGGCGAUACCGUCAUCUUUGUCAACUACGUCCCGAGCUUUGCCGACACGGGCAGCCAUGCGUUCAAGGUAUACGCCGAAGGCUUUUACCCGACGCCGCAGAACCCGCCGAUCUCGGAUGCAUCGGCGCUCGAGGCGCGGAUUCGACUGUGUUGCUGGGUGCUUCAAGUGCUCGCCGAGAGCGACCUCUUGCUGUCCAGUCUCGUGGCCGACAAGACAUUGGUCACGGCGCUCGAGCUGCUGGGGCACGUGUACCAACUACUGCCGCCGUCGCACCAGGUGCGCGUGCUGGACGUGCUCUGCGGCCUUUUGCGCUCGGAAUGGUCGGCAAGAAUGCUGCUGCAAGCCCUCUCGACGGCGCAGACCCAGGCGCUGCACGCGUUCUUGCACACAAAACUGCUCCUGCGUCACGACAUCGACAAGCACUAUGGCGACGACCGGUCGCCGCUCAUGCACCGGCUUGUGCAGUGUGCGCUUGCGUGGGACACGCAGCUCGCCACGUACCUCGAGACGCUGGACGCCGACGACGACGUACGGUGGUUGACGCCGGACGGCACCGGUGCAUCGACAGUCGCGGCGACCGCGACGGCGAUCCCGACGCUUGUGCAGACCACCCGUGGGUACGCGUCGGGGCUUCAUGCGUGGGAGAUCACCGUGCGCGGCUGCAUCGACGUCGGGCUCGCCACCGAAGGCGUCUUUGCCACAAGUGUGCCUGCCACGGACGCCGAUGUCGUUGCGGUCGAGCUCGAUGUGUCGCACCAGGUCGUUGUGUUUCGGCGCAAUCGUGCCUUGGUCUCCCGUGUCAAGUUGCCGUCGUUGGCGCCAAUGUGGUUUCCCGCCGUGUGCUUGGCAGCACCGGGCGACGCGGCGACGAUUCGGGCACGGUCGCCGCUCGCCGACGCCGUUGCACUAGACAAGGUGGAUUCGUGGUACGCCGGCGUCCGUAGUGCGAUGACCAUGGUCGACGCGGUCGCCGCCGGCAUCCCGUCGUUGGCCGUCGCGCUGACACCAUCGAGCGACGUCGUGCACCUCCCGGGCGCCAAGACGCUGCAGCUGGUGCCGCAAACCGUCAACGGCGCGCACGUUCCGGGCGGCAUCACGGUCGUCGACGCCGCGGGGACCACGACAACAUUCUCGGCGACCGAAUUGCAUGCCCCGGUACCGUCGCCGGCAUUGCCGCUACCGUUGUAUACCAAGGUGGUCCGAGGCAGCGACUGGCAGUAUGGCGACGAAGACGGCGGGGCCGGCAACGUCGGUGUCGUCGUCGGAACCGCACCGUGGAACGGCGUGCCCGGCACUGGUGUCCGCAUCUUUUGGCUCACGACCGCAUCCCAAGUCACGACCACAUCCCAAGGGUUGUACCGCCACAACUACCUCGGUACGUUCGACGUGCUGCCGCUGGCUCCAUCGACCAAGGUCGUCGUCGCGGGUCCGUCGCUCACGGUCGCGCCGACGUCGCCAACGCCGAGCAUGGUACUCGAUGGCCACCAGGAGAUUGUGCUCUCGGAUCUCCCGUCGCUGCACGACGAGUGCACGCUGCAGUUUUGGCUGCGCGUGGCGCCCGUCGACGGCGCCCGCACGCGCCAGUGCAUCUUCCAACUGGACGCCGAUGAUGCGUCAUGGCACCUGCGCCUCGAGCUCAACGCGAAGCGCCAGCUCGUGCUCGCGAUGGCCAGCGCCAAGCUCGAGGGACCGACGCUGCCAGAAGCCACGUGGAUUCGCAUCGAAGUGGGCACGUGCGGGUCGCUACUGGCGCUGCACGUCGACGGCGCCUUGAGCAGCUACGAGCGCUUUAGCGAAAAGCUGACGUGGCGUGACGGUGGUGCGUCGACGCUUGUGUUUGGCCGUCCGUUUGCGGGCCCGACGCCAUCCCGUGGGUUUCUGGGGCAUGUCGCAGCGAUUCAAGUCUAUGACGCACCACUGCACUUGGUCUCGUACACUGCAUCCAAAGUGUUUUCUGACGUCUGGGAGACCAACGGCAUGGCGCCCAUCCCGCCGCCGUCGUUUGAUGCUCUUGUGGCGCAGGCAGCCGAGACGACCGACGCUGUGCCGCCGGCAGCCAAGCUGCUCGCGCAGCUCGAGACACGCAAUGUGGGCACAUCCUUCCCGUCGCUCCGCCCAAAAGGCGUCGGCAUCACGGACGCGUCGGUGCACACCAAGGUCUACUACGAAAUGAGCUUGCUGGACGGCAACGCGAACCAGAUUGGCUGGAUCUUUGGUGACGUGGCGUUUACCGGUUGUGGGUCGUCGACCACCGGUGUCGGCGACGUCGAAAACAGCUACGCGAUCGAUCUGAACCGUAUGGUGCUCUGGCACGGCGACAAGCAAGAGAUUGACGCCAUUGCGUGGACCGCCGGCGACGUCCUCGGGGUCCUACUGGACACGGAGGCGUGCGUCAUGACGUUCUCCAUCAACGGUCGCCUGCUCCCGGAUGUGUCGUUUCAGCGCGACGACGACGACGACGAGAGCUGGCUCAGCCACGGUCCGCUCUACCCAAGCGUGUCGCUUUCGACCAACGAAGGCGUUCUCUGGAACAUUGGUCAUCUCCCGUUCCGCUAUUGCCCCGACGACUACGUCUCGGUGCUCACGGCCGCCGACGCACCGACGGAUGCGAUUGCGUUUGAGAUCUUUGAUCUCGAGCGAGAGGCGUGGGUCGAUGUCGGGUUUUGGCACUGCGUGCACCCCGCCCGCCGCCCGCGCCUCGUCGGCGCCUGCCUGUCGUCCGCCGGUGCGCACGACGUCGUGCCGUCGCCCGUGUACCCGAUCGGCGAUCUCCACGUCGUGCCAGUGUCUGCGACCGUCGGCGUUGUGCCAUCGGAUGCGUCGACAGCCGAAUUGGCCGAGCUCGUUCGGUACAUCAACCAGCUGUGCGCAGCGCGAGGCUGGAACAAGCGCGAUCUCCUCGACUUGAGCUGGGCCAACGUCGCACCAAAGUCGGACGACGAGCUCGUCAAGUGGCCGCUCUUGCUUCAAUCGGCGUCGUCGCUCCCAAAGCACUUUGCGCUGCUCCAAAAGCUCAACACGCGCAUUGACGCGGAUUUAUUGCUGUACGUCGGCGUCGAGUACACAGGGCACGUCCCGGCGCUGCUUCAGUCGCUCAUGGCGUGCCGCGACUUCAUUUACGGUCUCGUCAAGCAAGCGAUUUGGGACCGCGAGAUGGCCGCGACGUCGAUCCCAGGCACGAGCAGGACGCUGGUGCUCAACCGGCCGAAAGCGGCCCGGCAACCCGACGGCAGCCUUAACCCGUUCGCGCUCUUCCUGCAAGCGCACCAAGGCCUCAAGUCGUUUAAACCCGCCGAGUUUUGCUCGUCGAAUCGGCUGUAUACCGUGACGUUUCUUGGCGAGAAUGCGAUCGACGCGGGCGGGCCGUACCGCGAGACGUUUUCGCAGUUUGCUGCCGAGCUUCAGAGUCCGCAGCUGCCACUGCUGCUUCCGACGCCCAACCACGUGCACAACGUCGGCAACAACCGAGACGCGUAUGUGCUGCACCCACGACCGUCGCCGGACCUGCUGGUCUUUCUCGGCAAGCUCCUCGGCGUCGCGAUGCGCUCGAAAGAGUAUUUGGCGCUCAAUUUGAGUCAAGUGGUCUGGAAGCUCUUGACGCACGAAGCGUUGAGCUUGGACGACCUCGAAGCCAUCGACAGCCUCGUCGUGAGCUCGAUGAACGCGAUCCGGCGCAUCGACAGCGACGGCGUCGACGCCACUUCGUUUGGCGACGUCAUCCAAGAGACCUUUGCAACGCUCUCGACCGACAACCGCACGGUGGCGAUCGUGCCGGGCGGUGACGAGGUCGCCGUCACGUUCGAGAACCGGUUUGCGUUUGCGGACGGCGUCGAGGCCUACCGCCUGCACGAGUUUGACGACGCCGCCAAGCUCUUGCGCGAGGGCCUCGGUUGCGUCGUGCCCCUCCAAGUGCUGCGCCUCUUUUCGUGGCGCGAGGUCGAGAUGAUGGUGUGCGGGUCACCGGCCAUCGACAUGGACUUGCUGAAAGAGUGCACCGAGUACAGCUGCUGCGAGCCGACGGACGCGCACGUCAAGUGGUUCUGGGAAGUGCUCUGCGACGACUUUUCCGAAGAGAGCAAGCGCAUGUUUUUGAAAUUCACGUGGGGCCGCAUCCGCCUCCCGCGCUCCAAAGCCGAGUUUGGCCAGCUCUUCAAGCUCCAAAACAACGCCCGCGACCCGCCGGAUACGUACCUGCCCGUGUCGCACACGUGCUUUUUCUCGCUCGAACUGCCGAAAUACUCGUCCAAGGCGAUUUUGACCCAGCGGCUCAUGUACGCAAUCUACAACUGCCACGCGAUCGACGGCGACGGCGACGCGCUCGCGGCCAACCAGCUCGGCUGGGAAGACUAG